GCCUCGCGCGCCGCGGCCGGCCCUCUGCUUGGCCUGCAGCGUGCGCCGGCCCGACCCUCUCCACCACCAUCUCCAGCCCCGAACGGCCCUCUCGCCCGUUCCCGAGCUCCUGCACACCGCACACCACACUCCACCACACGCUCCAUCUCGACGCCGCGCUCUCCGUGUCGCCUGCCCGCGCGUGCCUCUCUGCUCCAGCAUCUGCGCGCUCCUCUCGACCCUCGCUGCUCCACUUGCAGCUCGUGAUCGCACCGCCGCCCGCUGCUGCGUCUCAUCAGCUUCUCCUCUCUUCGCACCGCCGCACUUUCAGCUCGUCUAGCCGCUGCUCCGUGUCCAGCUCCUUCUCUCCCGCCGCACAGCGAACCCUGCGCGGCUCGCCGACGUGAACCAUGGUCUUUGGCCAGUUCAAGAACAUCCUCCGCCACGGAAAAGCAGGCCGCAACGAAGACGCCUCUGCCCAGGCCUCGCCCGCUGCACACUCUCAAGACAUGCGCGCCACUGCAUCCAACGGUGGCCACGGCGACGGUCCGUUGCUUCAUGACCACCUCGAGCCCGGAGUCGGCGGCGUGACGACCUCGUCCAGCACCUCGCACGCCAAGGGCACCAUCUCGGCGCCCUCUGCCUCGUCGUCCGCCAGCAAGGCCGGCGCCUCGACGCACGCCAGCGGCACGCGCGGCGGCAACUCGGGCGUCGCCCAGUCGGCCCUCGCCGACGCCGUGCACCAGGGCUCCUCCACGCACCACGCCGCCGGCUUCCAGGGCAACUCGGCGCAGUUCAACCCCGAGUCGAGCAAGAUCGUCGAGGAAGAGCGCCUCGCGUCGGAGAAGAUGCCGAAGUACGAGGGCCUCGAGGAGCGCUUCACGCUGCUCUGCAAGAUGGGAGACGGCGCCUUCUCCAACGUGUACAAGGCGCGCGACAAGAAGACGGGCCAGAAGGUGGCCAUCAAGGUCGUGCGCAAGUACGAGCUCAACUCCAACCAGCAGAAUGACGGUCGUCUCGACCCGCAGUUCCGCAAGAAGAACCGUGUCACAGAGCGCGCGAACAUCCUCAAGGAGGUGCAGAUCAUGCGCAACCUCAAGCACCCCGGCAUCGUGCAGCUGCUCGACUUCUCCGAGAGCCGCGACCACUACUACCUCGUGCUCGAGCUGCUCGAGGGCGGCGAGCUCUUCCACCAGAUCGUCAAGCUCACGUACUUCAGCGAGGCGCUCGCACGGCACGUCAUUCUGCAGGUCGCCCACGGCAUCCGCUACCUGCACGAGGAGCGCGGCGUGGUGCACCGCGACAUCAAGCCCGAGAAUCUGCUCUUCGAGUCGAUCAAGAUCAUCCCGUCGAAGCAGAACAAGGCGCGGCCAUACGACGAGGAGAAGGAGGACGAGGGCGAGUACAUGCCGGGCAUCGGCGGCGGCGGCAUCGGCCGCGUCAAGAUUGCCGACUUUGGCCUGAGCAAGGUCGUGUGGGAGGAGAGCACGAUGACGCCGUGCGGCACCGUCGGCUACACGGCGCCCGAGAUUGUCAAGGACGAGCGCUACAGCAAGAGCGUCGACAUGUGGGCGCUCGGCUGCGUGCUCUACACGCUGCUCUGCGGCUUCCCGCCGUUCUACGACGAGAGCAUCAGCGUGCUGACGGAGAAGGUGGCCAAGGGCUACUACACGUUCCUCUCGCCCUGGUGGGACGACAUCAGCGAGUCGAGCAAGGACCUCAUCACGCACCUGCUCUGCGUCGACUCGUCGAAGCGCUUCACCAUCGACGAGUUCCUCGCACAUCCGUGGUGCAACGUGCGCGACGCCGUGCCCAGCCUCGACACGGCCGACAUUGCGCUCGCCAAGGCCAGCGAGAUGCCGCUCGACUCGCCGCUGCUGCAGAGCAUGAAGAAGCGCGCGGGCAUGAUGUCGCCCGGCAUCAACCAGCUCAAGGAGGCCUUCGACGUCACGUACGCCGUGCACCGCAUGGAGGAGGAGGGCGCCCGGCGACGCGGGCCCGCCGGCCAGGCGCCGCUCGUCGGCCUCAACGAGGAGGACGAGGACGGCGGCGCCGAGGCGGCGACGGCGGCGGUGCGCAAGCAGCACGGCGACGAGGCAGCACGCGCCAUCGAGCAGCGACGCCGCGAGAAGGAGCAGCAGGCCCAGGCGGCGCAGCAGUACCAGGGCCGCGGCGGCGCCGACCGGAAACUGGCCGAGGCGGCGCUGUAUGACGGCCGUGCCGGCACGCGGGAUCGCGGCAGCGGGCGCAAGCGCGGCUUCGAGCUCAACAUGGGCAACGCCACGCUGCUGGGCCGCCGGAAUAAGGGCGGCGCCACGCCCGGCAUCCACUCGCAGUUCCUCGACGCCCACGGCCACGAGCCCGUCGACGGCGCCGGCAAGGCGGGCGUCGUGCCGGGCAGCCCGAUGCGCGUCGACUAGGCGGCGACCAGCAUGCCAGCAUCGUCUCCCGCUCCGUCUCUCUGCAUCUCUCUCAGGCUCUGGCAGCCAUCACUGCCGCCUCUCUCUCGCGCCUCUCCUCUCGUCGGCUCCGUCUCCCUUUCGCAUCGCAUCGCGGUUUCCUUCCCUCUCCGGCUCCCUCAACGAUGACCCUCUACACCACACACACACUCCACCCCGCUCCAUACACGCGCGACACGUGCGCAGCUCCCCAUCCCGUUCACGAC
Messenger RNA from Tilletiopsis washingtonensis, 2644 nucleotides. RefSeq names its product Pkinase-domain-containing protein. Gene Ontology annotation, biological process: protein phosphorylation. The transcript is spliced from 6 exons. Gene Ontology annotation, molecular function: ATP binding; protein kinase activity. The record is from RefSeq and is a predicted model, not a curated record. The coding region runs from base 390 to 2399 and encodes 669 amino acids. NCBI's taxonomy places the organism in Eukaryota, Fungi, Basidiomycota, Exobasidiomycetes, Entylomatales.